Molecule: messenger RNA, 1383 nt
Organism: Linum trigynum
Lineage: Eukaryota; Viridiplantae; Streptophyta; Magnoliopsida; Malpighiales; Linaceae
Source: the annotation of a GenBank genome assembly
AUGGAACUCAGUGCAAGCAAGGUCUCAAGCAGUGCAAUUGCAACCCAAAGCAGGACUACUCGUAUAUCACAUGACAUUAGCUCCAAGUCAAUGUUGCAUUGUAAACCCUAUCCUGCCACAAUGCAACAAAUCAAUCUUCAGCAGAUAAGGAAUGCACGUAUCUCCAACUCAAGAAUCUUUUCGUCUGAAGAGAGGCUUUGGGGGACGCAUGAAAAAUCAAUCCAUGUCACGGUCACUCAAAAAUCCUCUUUGCUAUGCCAAUCAAUGCGAACUCCAAGGGCUGAAGAAAAGGAACGCUGCCUGUCUUCUAAAGAUCGUUCCGACCAUUCCAAUGCGAGAAUUGGAGAAGAGGAACAACGUACAACUAUGGCUGGGAGAAGUAUCCAUUCAAAUCCAGGCCUAGCUGAAGCUUGUAAAUUUGUGCAAAAUGAUGCUAGAUAUGUAAACGAAAGGGCUCGUAAUGACAUCGUGUUGCUUUCACGGAGCAUAUUGAGCUUGGAUGCCCGAGCACGGAAAGAUGUUGCUAUUCUUGGAUCUGAGUUUCUCAAACUGGAUGCUCGGGCAAGGGAGGAUACUAAGAAAAUUGACAGUGGUGUGAAAAUGAAAGCAGAGCGUCUUCACCACAUCACAAGUAUCUUAAAGGACAGAGCUCAGUCCAGAUUGGAACGAGCUGCCACUAAGCACUGGAGUGAUGGUGCUCUGAAGAAUGAUCUGCGUCGAGCUGACUUUCGUGCGAAGCAGCGUGCCAUGGAAGAUGCCCUAAUGGCAUUGGAGUUUGUGCAAAACAUACAUGACCUAAUGGUUUCAAAGAUGCACAAACUUUCUUUGAGCAAGCAGAUAGGUCCAGUGGCUGAUGAUGAGACAAUGGAAUUUAUUACACUUGAGAAAAAUGGAAGUACAUCCGAUAUUUUCCCUGGAGAAGUAUCUUCUGAUCGUAUUGCUGCAAUACAGGAUGCUUACUUUAGCAUGGCGUCUGCACUCUCUGAAGCUGAUGGCAUAGACUACACUGAUCCUGAAGAGCUAGAACUUCUGAUCACUACCCUCAUUGAUCUUGAUGCCAUGGAUGGUAAAACUAGUGUGUCACUGUUAGCAGAAUGUUCAAGCUCCCCUGAUGCAGAAACUAGACGAGCAUUAGCCAAUGCAUUAGCAGCAGCUCCAUCGAUGUGGGCAUUGGGGAAUGCAGGGAUGGGAGCAUUGCAGAGACUGGCUGAAGAUAGAAACCCGGCAAUUGCAGCUGCAGCAUCCAAUGCAAUAUAUGAACUGAAAAAACAGUGGGAAAUAGAGGAAGGAGAUAAUUGGAGGUUUAUGGUGAACCUAAAACCUGCAGAUGCUGAUGAAGUAGAUAGCCAAGAAGACGAUCACGACAGCAAAAAUGCAGGCUGA